Messenger RNA from Aspergillus aculeatinus CBS 121060, 1182 nucleotides. RefSeq names its product unc-50 family protein. The record is from RefSeq and is a predicted model, not a curated record. Gene Ontology annotation, cellular component: Golgi membrane. Lineage: Eukaryota; Fungi; Ascomycota; Eurotiomycetes; Eurotiales; Aspergillaceae. The transcript is spliced from 4 exons. Bases 1 to 864 code for a protein of 287 amino acids.
AUGAACCCUCACAUAUCUGUUCCCCGCCAACAUGCCAGUCCAUUGAAUUUCGGCGGCACUACGCCUGCCAGCCGUAGAUCCAGUAUACGGAUGCCGCGCUUCUUUAAAAGGCUAUUCAAGUUCCCGCAGAUGGAUUUCGAGAUGGCAAUCUGGGAGAUGACCUCUCUGUUAAUUGCGCCCAAGAAAGUUUUCAAGUCAAUAUACUACCAUGUACAAACGAAGAAUACCUGGCAUCGCCCGGAUCCAUCUUUCACCUACCUGCUCUCCUUCUUCCUUCUUCUCACAGCCCUCGCGUGGGGCCUCGCCUAUGCGCCGUCGUUUGGGUCCAUCGUUCGGCUGUCUCUGAUUUUUAUCUUCGUUCAUUUCAUCGGGUCCUCACUUCUGGUCUCGACGUUAGGAUAUCUCAUGAUUCCCUGCCUAUUCCGCCCUGAUGGCGCCGCAGCCUCCUUCACUGGAUUUCGAGGUAGUCGUGGUCGGCGGCGUGGCGCGGCGCAGGGCUUGUUCACGCAGCCUGGUGAAAAGGACCAGCUGGAGUUUGGCUACUGCUUUGAUGUAUCGAUUCGGGCAUACUUUCCCCUUUAUCUGCAUCUUUAUGUUGUGCAGUUUCUUCUUCUGCCACUGCUCACCCGCAGUCCAAGCAAUUUCCUGGCUACUUUCCUCGGCAACACGCUCUACCUGUCUGCACUGACAUAUUACACCUAUAUUACAUUCUUGGGAUACAAUGCCCUUCCCUUCUUGCACAACACCGAGCUACUCUUGCUCCCUAUCCUAGCAUUCGCGAUAUUGUGGCUUGUCAGCCUAGUCGCCGGAUGGAGCCUGGUCAUGCAAGGCCAGAUCCUGGAGGUCUUGGUCUGGGGCGCGUAAGCACUGCCCUGUGCUCGAGCUGGUGCUCGAGCUGCUCCCCCUCAAGAGCAUCUCCUCUUCACCACUAUAGCUGCAAUGUAUGUAAGUCUUAAGUUUUUUCCUUCCUCAGCGCCGGCGUAUAUGUCAUCUUGUCUUGGUGCUGCAAUUACUCGGUCAGUCAUGGUCCACUGAUUUAUGAUAAUAUCUUUCGCCUUCUCGUUUCCUAUAGGAGGACCCAGAUUCCAGGUUGAAGGAUUUGUAGGGUAUUUUAUCUGACAACCUACUGUAAAUGGAUGUGAAAAUCCGUUCCACCUGUUAGUUGAAACAGAAGUACUUUCG